Molecule: messenger RNA, 582 nt
Organism: Notothenia coriiceps (black rockcod)
Lineage: Eukaryota; Metazoa; Chordata; Actinopteri; Perciformes; Nototheniidae
Product: probable phospholipid-transporting ATPase VD
Exons: 3
Coding region: 112-477 (121 amino acids)
Biological process (GO): phospholipid translocation
Cellular component (GO): plasma membrane
Molecular function (GO): ATPase-coupled intramembrane lipid carrier activity
Source: RefSeq, a predicted model, not a curated record
CUUCUCAUAUUGUCCCACAGUAAGCAGCAGGCCUACAUUGAGCAGCGCUGGCAGGAUGUGCGAGUCGGAGACUUUGUCUGUCUGUCCUCUAAUGAAAUCAUUCCGGCGGACAUGCUGCUGCUGUAUUCCUCUGACCAGCGUGGGGUUUGUUACAUUGAGACCGCCAACCUGGACGGAGAGACCAACCUGAAACAGAGACAGGUGGUUUCUGACCUCCCGUUGCAGGGAGUAGAGUCCCCCCUCGAGAGCUUCCACAGUCGUAUUGAGUGUGAGAACCCCAACAAUGACCUCAGCAGGUUCAGAGGUUACAUGGAGCACCCCAGUGGGCUCCGAGUGGGCCUCCACAACAACAACCUGCUGCUGAGGAGCUGCACCGUCCGCAACACUGAGACCGUGGUGGGCAUCGUGGUGUACGCUGGUGAGAGCAAACACACACUGAGGGUCAACACACUGCUCACAUUGGGGUCUGCUUUGUGAGGAAUACAUCACGUGUUGAAAGAUACAUCUGAAAUCCUGCAGGUCUUCUUUUCUGUUUACUUACAUUACUAAAAUGUUUGUGCAGUCUGUUCACCACAAGCAGGA